AUGGAGUACGCUCAAUCACCACGAAACUUGGGUCAUCAGAAGGUCACCAUGACUUCAUGGGGGGAGUCCUCUCUAAGGAAUUUGUGUGUUUCCCCCGCUUCCUUAAUGCAAACAAAUGUAGGGGAGUUCGCGUCUCGAUCGGCGAGGUUCGGGUGGAAUGCCGGGAAGAGCCAGCCCACACGAGGUGGUUCCAUCACCGAAGAGCUCCUCAGAGAGAGGAGCGGCUUGCAACGGCAAGACUCAACGAUGUCGGCGUUCUCAUUUACGAGCGACGAGUGGUCGAUGGCGCCCGAGGUGGCUGUCGAUGAUGAGAGAUGAUGACAGUGACGAUGUUUUUGCAUCAGACUUCGGAUGACCAGUGGGGGCGGCACGAUCAUGAUGUGUUGUCACGAAAAGGUGCACGUCGUGUUGUCGAUGCUGCUUCUCAGAGCAUGAGAUCGGGGGGGUGGGGUGCCCUGAAUGUUUUUUUGGAGUUUCUGGGAGUAGUAACUAGCUACGUUCGUAGCUUCUUGCUCCCUUCGUAACUCGCGAUGCCGCCUUCUCUCGUGGCGUCCGUACUUCGCGGGGCCGGGGGGACACCCGCGGGUAUGAGUGCGGUGGUAGGACGGUGUGAUGAGUGUGUAGCGAUUGACCCUUUCACGAAGACAUCACAUGGUUACGUGGAUGGCAUGGUCUCGAGUUAGGAAGACAAAUGGUCACGAAAACCAACGUAUAGGGGUGCCAUCUACUUCCAUGUGAUGUGUUCGUCAGAGUGUAGGUUUGUUCCGUUCAUCUCCGAUUGAGUGACAUGGACAUGUCAUUGUUUGUCUAAGAGUGUUUUCAAGCGGGAGGGGUCACGAUGUUUAUAGAUCUAUCGUGGGAAGCCCAACACUUCAUGCGUUGACAGCCGCUGUAGCCGCUGUUUGUCAACGCAGACAGCGGUCCAGCCACGUGAGGUCCGGCCAUGUGGAGGACAUCUCCAAUGAGAACGUGCUGAAUGAGAGGUGGCGGCGCCUGAGCUUCGUUCGCGUCUACAUGCGGAAGUUCUGCCUCUUCGGCGGGUGGGCGGUGAUCUUCGUGUGGGGUGUGGUGACGCUCUACCAGAUGCCCGCAAGAAAUAGAGCUGGGGUCAUCGCAGGGGAGCGCGCAGCUGUGUCUUCAAGUUCCCACAUGCUGGGUACGUCGUGGUCCCCAAAUAGAUAGCGGCACAAUACAUGUUGAAAGGAUUUGAAAAGGGAUGUUAAUGUAGUCCCUUGAUUUAUAAACCCCCCCCCUUGAAAUGUAG
Durusdinium trenchii is the source of this 1264-nucleotide messenger RNA. NCBI's taxonomy places the organism in Eukaryota, Dinophyceae, Suessiales, Symbiodiniaceae. The record is from the annotation of a GenBank genome assembly.